Messenger RNA from Syngnathoides biaculeatus (alligator pipefish), 4748 nucleotides. RefSeq names its product von Willebrand factor A domain containing 11 (gene vwa11). The coding region runs from base 40 to 2826 and encodes 928 amino acids. Lineage: Eukaryota; Metazoa; Chordata; Actinopteri; Syngnathiformes; Syngnathidae. The transcript has 18 exons. The record is from RefSeq and is a predicted model, not a curated record.
UGAUAGAGGAUUUGAGUUGUUCAUGUUGUCCGAGGUUACAUGUCAAGAUCGAACAUGACGUCAAGGUUGGGUUUAACCGUUCUGGUCUUGAUUCUAUCGAGGCUCGCUGUGGCCUUUGUCCCCAUCGGGGGCGGGGCCUCCUCUCAUAUCAGUAUUACAGGAACGGCCCUUUUGCAAAAAGUGACAGAAACGUGUCGAGCUGUGGCAGAGGCUGCUGGUCAUGAGUUCGAACCCGCGGGUUCUUCUCCAGGGGAGCUGGUCCAAGCUUGCCUUGGUCCAAGAGCUACAGGUCAGGUGUCAGGUGUGAAGUUUCACUCAGCUCUACAGGAGAUUUAUGCACAAAAUGGGCUUGUCGAUCGGAAUUUUGUCAACAGUGCACCACAUCAUUUCAAUUCUGAGGCCUUUUUAGAGGGACGUAGUCUCAUUACAAAUGGUGUGACCUCUAUCAAGGCUAAUGUUCGGAUUGGGAACUUCAAGGCUGCCCGAGAAACACUGGGUCGAAUACUUCAUACACUACAGGACUUCUAUAGCCACAGCAACUGGGUGGAGUUGGGUUACACAGACCCGUAUGUCGCUCUCAUACGUCCUGACCUUCCUUUAGAAAAUCUUGCAGACAUUGAUACUGCCACCUGUAGUGACUGUGCCACAGGAACAUGUCCCAACCCAAUUCUUCAAAAUAUCCUGAAAGAGAAGAAACUAACUUCUGGCUAUAUGGGAAUUCUUUCUGCUGGCAAGCCCCAAGGUAAAUGUAGCCACGGAGGUGAAGCUGAUCUCACCAGCGCAGUAGUUCCCCGAGGAGGAAUCAGUAAGGAUGAGCGUCGCUCUGACAAUUUGGCCUUCCACAAUGCCGCUGUAAAUGCAGCCACAGUCGCCAGCCUCCAACUUCUGGAGGACAUCCGCUUGACGACAGGAAAUAAUGAUUUCCUCAGAUUGAUGGCGAUCACUCGUUCCUCUGUUGUGUGUUUUGUUAUUGACAAUACUGGCAGUAUGUCAGAUGACAUUGAAGCGGCCAGAAAAACUGUGUACAAAAUCAUUGACAGCAAAAAAGGAACGCAGGAUGAACCGUCAGAAUAUAUUUUGGUAACCUUCAAUGACCCAUAUUUUGGACCAUUAUUCAGAACAACAGAUGCUGAUAAAAUGAAAAAAGAAAUUUCAAAGAUAAAAGCAACAGGAGGCGAUGACCCCCCCGAAAUGUGCUUGUCAGGACUUCAGUUGGCUCUCACCGGUUCUCCGCCCUCCUCCCACAUCUACGUCUUCACAGACGCCACAGCUAAAGACAUCCACCUGAAAAACACCAUUGUGGCCCUCAUCAGAAGCACCAAGUCAACGGUAUCGUUCUACAUCACCAAGAACAUUGGAAGACGCCGCCGUUCUGUCAGGGCUGGUUCCUUCAAUGACUACAGGGAACUGGCUCAGGCUUCAGGAGGUCAGGCCAUACAGGUGUCCAAGGGUCAGUUGCCUCAGGCCACAACCGUCAUCCUUGAUACCUCCACUUCAGCUUUGGUGACAGUUUUUCAUAGAGCAAUGGAUCCUGGGAAGACAGCAACCUUCCCUUUUAUGCUGGAUGAAUCUCUACAAAACGUCACAAUCUACAUCACAGGAACUUCCAUAACAUUCACACUAACCAACCCUGCAGGUGUGACUCAAAGUAAUACUGAGACCACUGGUGCGCUGGCAUUCAUUCAGACAGUCGGCAACCUGAGAAGAAUUCUUCUCAAUGUAGACAAACAAGCGGGCUCCUGGAAAAUCUCCAUUAACUCCAGACAUCCAUACACGGUUAAAGUCACAGGCCAAAGUACUAUUACCUUUAUCUACGACUUUGUGGAGAGCUUCAAGGGACCUCACCCAGGUUAUGCAGUGCUCAGCGGGCUUCCACAGGCUGGCCACCCAGCCACCUUGAUCCUCUCUAUAAUGGGAAGAAAAGGUCCCUCCUCCCUCACUGUAGAAAACGUUGGCCUUGUGGUGUCCAACACUGGAGCUGAAAGUAACGGUACAAUAACUGACAUGGGCAACGGAGACGCCUUGGUGACAGUUGAUGCAGUCCCUGCUGGGGAGUUUGUGGUCAUCCUGAAAGGAACUGACAAGGUGUCAAGCAGUGCAUUUCAGAGGCAAUCCACCACUCUGUUGUCUGUCUCCAAAGUGAACAUCCAGGCUAUGGUGGACAAGAGUCUGGAGCCUGGGGAAGGCUUCAACCUUCCGUUCAGUGUUAUGACUCAAGGUCCAGGCGGUAGAUUCACAAUCAGUGCAAGGAAUGACAAGAACUUCUCAAUGUCAUAUCCAAAGAGUCUUAGCCUGACAACUGGAACAUAUAGCAAUGGAACUGUGACCAUUACGCCGCCAUCUGACACAACAUCAGGAACUGAUGUAACUUUGACUUUGGAAGCUAAAUCACUCAAUGGUGUUGACUCCAAUUAUGCCGUCCUGAGAUUAUCUGUUGUUACGAAGAUUACCGAUUUUGUCCAGCCUGUGUGUGAAGUCGUAAGCGUGUCGGCUGAUGACUGCCCCCAAGAUGUGUCUCAGUGUACAUUUUUCAAGUGGGAGUUAUCCGCCAACCUCACUGAUGGAAACGGAUCAGGAAUAGCGGCCAUUUCCCUUCGUCAAGGCGAUGGAACUCUGUCAUACACCUCUCUAAGCGCAGCUAGUAUCCAGGCGAGCUACAACGCCUCCUGCUGUUCUCAAAUUGUUGAGUUUGUAGCUAUUGAUGAAGUCGGCAACCUUGGCAAAUGUUAUCACUCUAUUGUACGAUCUGCUGGCCACGCGGCAUUAAGCUCGUCAGCCCUUUUGUGGUUGUGUCUCUUGGUGUCUGCUUGGAUUGUGAAAAGCUGAAGUGCAUGACUCUGGUUUCUCUAAUUGUAUUCAUCAAAUAUUAGACAAAAUGGCUGAACUUAUGGAAAGAAACAAAAAUCACCAUUUUGUUAUACACUGCAUGCGCAUUGGACAUAAUAAUCAAUAAAUCUGGAGAUAAUUGAUGCAAAAAGUUUUUUUUCAUUCUUAAAACAGUUCAUAAAAAAACAGCACAAUACUGUAUAAGCCCAAUGAAUCACAUUUAUGUAUACUGGAUAAAAUAUUACCACAACAGUUCUAUCUUGAAGAGUGCUAAUAAAGCCCAUAUUCUAUGAAAUAAGAGAUCAAUACUUACAUCUUUAAAUCAUAAUAAUUCUGUCAAAAGUCCCUUGUCAUUACCGUGGUGGAAGAAUAAUAAAAAAAUAACCUUUUGUGAGGGUACCUUAUACUCUCUUGUGCAGAUAAUUUUCUCGUCUACAGUAGUCUUCCAAAUAUGAAUCCUUUAGGUGGAAUUCUUUCAUAUCUACAAAUUUGUAAAUUUACCAGUUGCUAAGCUGUACCAUGUUCUUUGACUAAAAUGUGACAUUUAUUUUGUGGUUUUGGUGCCGAGAUGCAACAAUGUUGAACAGCUCGACACCCAAUUCCCAAUUUAUAAAACACUGUCAUAAACUUCCUAACCAGUUUACUUAAAGUAAGUCCAAGUUCAAUGAUUUGACUAGGUUGAGUAUGUUUUAGAUUACUGCACCUUCAGUACAAUUUACUAUUAGCACACAAUUAACUUACUAAUUUAACUUAUUUAAACUAUGCAAACUAUUAAAUAGCAUUAUUCAAAACAUUUUGCAUUGUACAAAAGUGCUUGAAAGGUAAUACAGUACUAAUUCAACACUCAGCAAAGAGAAUGCCAAAAGACCGAGAUUUGUUAUGCAAAAUUUACUUUGGAAGGGAAGACGAUAGAAAAAAUGAAAUACACCUGGUUCCUUAUUUUAUAACUACCAUAAAUAAAACUAAUAAAUGUAGUAAAAUAACUGGACAGGACAAUUUCUUUUCAUUUUACACAUCACCGAUAUCAGUUAUUUUUGUAAUCAAAAAGGCAAUCACAAAAAAAAAAAAAAGUAUUUACGAGUCUCAUGCCUUCAAACUCAAUUUUUUUUCCCCCAGUUUCAUGCAUAACAUAGGUCAAAGAGGGUCUACUACAUGGUUUGAUCUCGGUCUGUCCAGUUUUUAAUUGUAUUCAUUAGCCCUUGAAAAGCCAAAACCAGGAAUUCUAUCCAUUCAGCCAAUAUCUGAGCCGCUUAACCCCAAAAGGGUCGUGGGAAUGGUGGUGGCUAUCUCAGCUAUCUUCAGGUCAAGCCACCCAAUUGCAGGACGCGCAGAAACAAACAACCAUUCGCACUCACAAUCACAUUUCAGGGCAAUUUUGAGUAUCCAAGGAAUGCACGUUUUUGGAUGUGGGAGGAAACCGAAUUGCCCGGAGAAAACCCACAUAGGCACGUGGAGAACAUGCUAACUCCACACAGGCAGGGCUGGGAUUUGAACCCCAGUCCUCAGAAGUGUGAGGCAGAAGUCCAAUGUGCUGCCCCAGGAAAACUAGCCAAUCGUUUUGAAGUGUUAUUGUGAUGGAGUUAUUUUCAUUAUUCAAGUACAUUGCCCACUUCAUGCCUGGUACGCACCCACUUAACUGCAACUCGUGACGCUGUGUCGCGGUACUCAGUCUGCAUCAAGAGUAUUACUACGGUCACACACAAUCUUCUGGAGUUAUUGUGCAAAAACAUGGAGGGAAAAAUUGAUCAUCACUGUUUGUGUGCACCUAGGAUAUAUUGAUAACUUCUGCUACCAAUACUGCGGCUGUUAGAAAAAAGAGAAGGCCUAGAGAAUUGUGACCAAGGAAGGAGGUGUAUUUAAUAAGUAAUUGUUUCCAGCAGUCGGAUGUGCUUUAACAUCAACCAUUCUCGCAAUAGCAUUAG